AUACCUCUUCUCCUUCUUCACUCUUAGAGGGGUUUUUUACCUAAGAAAGAUCGUUUCAAAGGUAUCAACUUUUUUCUCCUCCAUCCUCCGUCCGUCGUUGAUACUUUCGGCACCGUCUAUACACUUGUCUGGAAACAUGAGUCGUAAUCCGGAGGUUCUUUGGGCUCAGCGUUCUGACAAGGUUUACCUAACCGUCGCCUUACCUGAUGCGAAAGACAUUUCGGUCAAGUGUGAGCCUCGGGGUCUUUUCAGUUUCUCUGCUCUUGGUGCCCAAGGCGAGCGCUUUGAAUUCAGCUUGGAGUUAUAUGGGAAGAUUAUGCCAGAAUAUCGGAAGAAUGUAGGGCUAAGGAACAUCAUAUUUUCAAUUCAGAAAGAAGAGAAAAGCUGGUGGACACGACUGCUGAAAUCGGAAGAGAAACCCGCACCUUACAUCAAAGUCGACUGGAAUAAAUGGUGUGAUGAGGAUGAGGAGGUCAAAUCUGAAACGGCCUCUGAUGAUGAGAGUGCAUUCGUUAAUGAAGAUAGUGAAAGCAGCGAUGACGAUGGAUUGCUCUAUCUUCCUGAUCUGGAAAAGGCGAGAAGCAAGUAGCUUAACCACAACAACCAACCAACUCUGGAAGCUGAAGAAAAAGUAAAAGACUAAAAGCUGAAACAUAGUGCUUUAGUAUGAUUCGGUUUGAUUUGUACCUGAUUAAACCGACAACCUAGCUCCUCCGGUUUACCUCUGAUUUAGGUUUCGUAGGGUAAUCAACAUUAGUGGUCUCUGUUAUAGUGUUCUUGUUUCCCUGACUAAUUUUGGCCUUUUUUGGUAUGGUUGGUUUAUCUCGGAUCUGUUUUCAGGCUUGGUUCGGUAUGUGAACUCUAUCUAGAGUAGGAACUAGAAAGUAAUGCAAGGAUUGGACUCUAGUACCUUUUAAUUACUGUCUCUAUUUCAAUGGUUCAGUUUUCAUACAUAGAUCUUAUUAAUGUGAAGCUUAUGCUUGAACA
Molecule: messenger RNA, 987 nt
Organism: Arabidopsis lyrata subsp. lyrata
Lineage: Eukaryota; Viridiplantae; Streptophyta; Magnoliopsida; Brassicales; Brassicaceae
Exons: 6
Coding region: 137-589 (150 amino acids)
Biological process (GO): protein folding; chaperone-mediated protein complex assembly
Cellular component (GO): cytosol; nucleus
Molecular function (GO): Hsp90 protein binding; protein-folding chaperone binding
Source: RefSeq, a predicted model, not a curated record